AGAGAGCUUCAGACCAGAGGGAAAGGAGCUGCAACCGGAUCUCUGAUGUUCUUCAUGGAAUAAGCAUUUCUGACAAGAUUUGAUAAUGCGCACAAGAGCAAGAUGAGUACAAAGGUUCAACCAAUAUCUGGAAUGGAGGACACCAUUCAGACUGCUCUAACAGCUACUGCAUCACCAACAGUGAGCCCAAAAGUUUCUUUGUUUACAAAAAAAUCUGGAUUUGUAAUACCAAAAAACAAGCUAUCAGGUUCCUUAGUGCCCAUUUUCCGGGGAAGUAAAAAACUAGGAGGCACUGACGUGGAGAAUGAAGAAAGUACAAAACCGGUGCUGAGAAAAACAAAAUGGGGCCCUGAUUUGACACAGGAUGCGUUUGUUAGAAAGGGAAGAGCUUCGGCAUAUCAGACUAGACUGGAUCAAAUUACACAACAACUAAAGUCGGGAAUUAUGGAGACCAAGGAUGAUCAUGAUUCAUCAGUAGCUCAUGGUGCAGCUCAACAGUCUGCAGACCGCCGAAAUAUUGAGAACUUAGAGUUGUUGGAACUUGAAAGGCGCGAGGUUAUUGGAGAAAUACUGAAGUUGAAUCCAAGCUACAAGGCCCCUGCUGAUUACAAGCCAUUGCUAAAAGAGGCUAAAGUUGCAAUCCCCAUCAAAGAAUAUCCUGGACGCAAUUUUGUUGGGAUAAUAUUUGGACCUGCGGGUGACACUCAAAAACGAUUGGAAAAGGAAACUGGAGCGAAAAUACGAGUUUAUGGUACCAAAGCAGAUACAAGGAAAGAGAUUGAGAUAACUUCAUCGGAUGGAAACAAAGCUCAUGGUGAUUGUGAAGAGUUGUCUGUUCUUGUCACUGCUGAAACUUACGAGAAGGUUGAUGCUGCAGUUUCUCUGAUCGAGUUACUGGUCACCCCAGUUUUAGCAAACACUGUUGCUAUUUCUACAAAGGAUGCAGGGCCUGGAGAUAAUCCAAAUGCGGUUAGUCUCGGCCAAGAUGUACCUUCCUAUUCCAUCUCUCCUGUGCUUGUAAACCAAGGAGUGGCUCAGGCAUUUACAGGAUCUGGACAAGCACCGGUACCAGCACCAGCAUCAGCUCAGUUUCAGCCAUACCCUAACCAAUGGCUUCCAACUGGCCAAUCUUUCAUUCCCCCUCCCUUUCCAAAUUUAUCGGUUCCAAUGCUAAGCAACCCUAUGCAAGUGUCAUCGUCCCCUUCAAAUUCUGCAGUCAUGCCACCAUCAUUUGGUCCACGGACUAUUAUGUCGAGAGCAUUUGGUUCAGUUCCCAACCAUCCUUCUCUUGUUCCAUCCCAACCACAGUUUCAGGUGCCAAAUAUGGGUUAUGCUGGUCCACCUAGGAAUCCUUCUUUGCCACCACUGCAGAUUGCACCAGGUCAACCGAAUUUUCCAGCCCCGCCUACUUCAACUGGACCAAAUCAGAAUAUGCGGCCAAUGGGGUCACCUAUUCCUCGGUCUGCUCCCCCUUAUACAUUUCCUGAACGACCUUUGACCUCUGCUGGCUGGUCCCAACCACCGGCUGGCUCUCCUGGAACUCUGGGUCCAAACAUGCCACAGAUGAUGCAACCAAUGGUCCGUCCUCAGGCAUCAUUUGUCGUGGCUUCACAACCAAGUGCUACAUCAGGAGGUGAACCUUCACCUUUUCGUCCAUCUGCCUCUCUGCCUCCGGUUGCCCCACCACUACCAGUCAGGCCUCAGACUGGGGCACCUAACCCAGCACCCAGUUCAUGGUUUCCCUCAUCAACUACAUCCACGUCAAUACCAUCUCCAUCUAUAAGGCCCCCGCCCAUAACAGCCUUAAGACCACAGCAGCCCAGUUCUAAUGAUUUCACUUUUCAAACCCAUCAUGCACAAACCCCCUCCUCUCAACAGGUUCCUAGGCCAGGAAACCAUCUCGGGUCCCAAUUUAUGCCUCCCCGGAAUCCACAAGUACCUCCGCCUCAGUCACCUAUGUUUCGACCUGGAAUGAACAAUCUUGGAGCACCACCACCUAUCAUGCAAGGCUUCCAUAGGCCACAGAAUAGUCAUCAAAUGGGUCAACAUCAAGGUCCAUCAACUAUGCCUCCCCCAUCAGACAGACAACCAGUUUUUCCAGGGCAUGGUCCACGACCGCCAACCACUCAAAUGGGACCUAGGCAGUUUGGUCCUGGUCCUGGUCCUGGUCCUGGUCCAGGUCCACCAGCCGGUCCUUUCCCACCCAGGCCUAGAAACUUCGGACAGGCUCCACAAAAUCAUCCAUCCAUGGGAUUCCGUCGCCAGAACUUGAUGGGUCCUUCAAAUCAGCAGUUCCGUGGCAAUGUCGCGCCGCAUUCUUUGGGUAGGCCAUCAGGACCUCAACAUAUAUAUGAUCCGUUUUCCCCAACUGCCGUGCCGCAAAAUUCAAGAAAACAAGAGAGUGAUCCCGAGUACGAUGACUUGAUGGCAUCUGUUGGGGUGAAAUGAUGAAGAGGUUGAUAUUGGCAAAACGCUUGUAAAGACACUCUUAUAUGUGAUAGGCCUUUCUGUUGAGUUGUAAUAUGUGAGACGUAGAAAGAAGAGCAAAUUCAUGGUGAAUACAUUUUUAUCUUAGACAACAA
This is a messenger RNA of Cynara cardunculus var. scolymus (artichoke), 2582 nucleotides long. RefSeq names its product vegetative cell wall protein gp1. The transcript has 9 exons. Gene Ontology annotation, cellular component: nucleus. Bases 103 to 2448 code for a protein of 781 amino acids. NCBI's taxonomy places the organism in Eukaryota, Viridiplantae, Streptophyta, Magnoliopsida, Asterales, Asteraceae. Gene Ontology annotation, molecular function: mRNA binding. Gene Ontology annotation, biological process: regulation of mRNA splicing, via spliceosome. The record is from RefSeq and is a predicted model, not a curated record.